AUGUUCAAAAAGCAGAUUAUCGGGAUCCUGUUCCUUGCCCUCUCGGCAUUGGGCGCUCCAGCUUCAGACCUUACUGCUCGUCAAUCUUGUUCUUCAUUGCAACUUGUCCACAUUUCUGGAACCACUGAAGUAGGCCUUGGUACCGUCGGUACGCCAUUGGCUGCCGCACUUGCAAGCGCUGUCCCAGGAACGACUACUCACUCGGUCACAUAUGAUACCAGCGCCGAAUAUGUAGUAACGGUAGCUGCGGGUGCAGCCAUCACGGCAUCCUACAUCACAGCUCAAAGUGCCCGCUGCCCUAAUCAGCGUUUCGUUUUGAGCGGAUAUUCCAAGGGAGCUCUUGUAGUCCAUAGCACCACGCUUUCCAGCUCCCUCAAGGCCAAAGUUGUUGCUAUCCUCGUCUUUGCUCGAGCUCAGAAUAUUGCCAGUUUUUGCAAUACGGGGGACGUCUUUUGCUGGCCUGGUGGAAUUUCUCUUGCCGCGCAUCUUGCCUACCCAACAGACGGAAGCAUUGGAGUCGCAGCCAACUUUGUCAAGGCCAGGGCCUAG
This is a messenger RNA of Serendipita indica DSM 11827, 549 nucleotides long. The record is from the annotation of a GenBank genome assembly. Lineage: Eukaryota; Fungi; Basidiomycota; Agaricomycetes; Sebacinales; Serendipitaceae.